GCUUGUCCGAGACAGCUCCUGUGUGGAGCGCACUGUCGCGUAGCGCACUGGCUGUUCAACCAAAGGCGUCCAAUGACGUCACGCGAUCAUAAAGCUCGAAACAUCGUUCUAGCCUAGCAACGUUACAUUGAAACGUUUACACUGGUCUCUCGGAAAUUUGGAUGAACUUGGAGAAAAAAACGUUGUCUCAAAUCCCAAAAUAAAUCCAUGAGAUUUACACUGUACAUGUGAUACUUUUUAUGAAGUAGUUUGGAUGCAUUCAAUGUAACUUCAGUUAAUCUAUCUGCAUGCAAAAAUGGCUUUCCUACACACCGAAUCUCAUUCAGAAAUCAGCAAUAUGAUGUCUGAUAAUGACACCAGCCUCAUGCCCUGGAUUCUUUUAAGUGACCAGAGUCAACCAGGGAUCAUACUCACUGUGUUUGGAGCAUGUCUCUUUGGAGCUGUUGUCAGAACCCUCUUGCAGACUCUGAAGCUGCCAUAUACUGUACUAUUAGCCCUUUGUGGGAUGUUACUAGGAACACUCAGUUUCCAGUAUCCAGAGGUCAGUUAUUACACAAAGGAGAUUGCACACAUCAGCCCCAAACUGUUGAUUCACACGUUUAUGCCCGUGUUGAUAUUCAGUAGUGCCUUCGAAAUUGAAUCCCACAUCUUUUGGAAAUCUUUAAUACAGGUACUACUGCUGGCAAUACCUGGAUUUUUGCUCAGUUCUUCUAUGAUUGCAUUGCUAGUUGUGAAAGUGUAUGCUUACAACUGGGACUGGUAUGUUGGCAUGAUGUUUGGAGCCAUUGUAAGCACCAUUGACCCUUUCAUAUCAACGGCUUUGUUACGCAGUCUCGGAACAGCCAAACCCCUCAUACUUCUGAUAGAGGGAGAGUCAUUGUUCAGUGAUGGCGCCUCUAUCAUUACAUUUGAUGCAUUCAAAGACCUUGCCACUGAUCUUAGUCAUUUUGAAGCAACAACUUUCACCAUCAAGCUGAUAUUGAAAGUCUUCGGGAGCCCUCUGUUAGGGUUCAUCAUGUCUAAAAUCAUUAUGUUUUGGCUGUCCUACAUCUUCAACGAUGGACUGAUUGAAAUAACCAUCAGCCUGGCAAUGACGUACAUCACAUUUUACUUCGCUGAAUGGCUAGGCAUGUCUGGGGUCAUAGCUGUCCUCAUUAUGGGGCUUCUCUUGGACACUGUCAACUUCAGCCCGGAAAUUGAAGUGUUUCUUUUACGGUUCUGGGAGAUGCUGACCUAUUUGGCCAACACCUUAAUUUUCUUCAUUGUUGGUAUUGUGGUAGCCAGAGCAUUUCAACACGUGGGAGUCAACGAUUUUUUCAACAUUGUAGUGCUCUACUUUGCUAUGUACAUCAUAAGACUUGUGACUGUUAUUGCACUGUCACCCUUUCUGGUACGCACUGGCUAUGGCUUCAGCUGGCGGUGGGCAGCAGUCUGUGUCUGGGGCGGGACCAAAGGGGCCUUUUGUCUAAGUCUUACACUCAUGGCUUUUCAGUCAGAUGAUUUAGAUGAAGAGCAAGUGAGAGAAAAGAUUUUGGUCCUGUCUUCUGGAAUGGUGGUCCUAACACUUCUUAUCAAUGCAUCAUCGAUGACUUGGUUCCUUAGACUAUUAGGCCUGUAUGAUGUGUCUGUACCCAGGCGCAUGGCCAUGUAUAGUGCGGUGCAGCGGGUGCGGGAGAGCUCGCAGAACACUUUCAGUUUGUUGAAGAUUGACAGGUUUUUAGCAGAUGCUAACUGGGAAAUGGCAGAGCAGAGAGUCCUCAUAGAGGACCCCUAUAAAACACCCAAUGAAAAGGUUAGCAUUGAAGAGUUCUCUCCCACAGCCAGGAUGACUAAGUGCCCAGACUGUGAUAGGGACAUUCCCUAUACACCAUCACCACAGGAGCUGGAGGACAUGAUGGAGGAGGCUCGCAUGCGCAUCCUGAAGGCUCAGAAGACAAGCUACUGGAAGCAGUACAGCGCUGGAAUGCUGAACCGAGAGGCAGCCAGGACUCUGAUCAAUACAGCUGAGAACAUGACAGACCACAAGGGAAAGUUCAUGAGUGUUCAGGAUGUCAAGAAAUACUGGGAGCUGAAAGGGUUUUUUGUGUCUCUUCGGAGGAGUCUAGAGGACUGGCUGUACAAUGUCAAGCUUGAUAAACUUAAACCAUCAAGGAAUGCGAUGCUCAAGCGGUGCUACCAGGUUGUCUUCAGCCUCCCCUUUGAGUAUUUCAUCUACGCAUUGAUUGUCCUCAACAUCUUCCCCAUCAUCCUGGAGUUCAUCCCAGCGAUCAGUGACAAACAUAACCUAGAACUCAGUAUUAUCAACUACAUUUUCUUCAGCGGCUAUCUUGUGGAGGCUAUACUGAAGGCUUUGGCCAUGAGGAAGGCCUAUAUCUUCAAUCACUGGAACCAGUUUGACCUCUUCAUUAUCGUCUUGGCUUGUGUUGACAUAUUCCUGGACCAUUAUUUAGAAACCACAGCAUAUGUUGUCAAUAUUCACAUGAUAAAAAUUGUGAAGGUGUCUAAAAUGAUCCGCCUUACCAGGGCACUUCGUUUGGUGAAGAUCAUCAUUCCCAAGCUCAUAGAAAUCAUAAACCGGCAGAUCCAUAAGCAGCUCAGCUUUGGGUAUGACAUCGGGAAAGGCUAUGUCAUCGGAGAGGAGCACAUAAGCAAGAUCAUUGACCAUAUCUCUGAUGACAAAAGCAUAUCUAAGAAAUUGAAAAUAAUACUGGAGAGAAACUGCCAGCAGGCUGUCAGGGAGAUUGGCUUGCUGCAGAGAGACCAUCCUGAGAUUGCCAUCUCGGUGAAGACCAGACAGGCCAUACGAGCCGUGCUGAACAGUGAGAGAGACGCCAUCCAUACACUCGUGUCCGGGGGGCUCUUAGAUGACAUAGAAGCAUCAAAGCUGGAGAAGAUGAUUGAAAUAAAAAUGAAGAAAUUGAUCAAAUUUCCACCAACAAUCCCAGCAGCAACAGCAGAGGAGCUUCUGCAGAAUUUGCCUUGGCUGAACAAAGACAGCACCCAGAUUCAGUUCAUCAAGACAGUGGCCAAGCUUCUUUUCUUUGACUUUGGAGACACCAUCAUACAAGAAAAUGAUGACCCUCAAGGAAUACACUUGAUUGUCUCUGGCCUGGUUAAGAUGACUGGAGGAAGCCCAAACCUUGGAGGCAAGAGGCCCAAGGAGAAGACCAGACUGACAGACUACAGGAGCUGCGGGGCCAUCAUGGGAGAACUCAACUGUCUCACCCAGCAGUCUAUGGAGAUGACGGUCACCUGUGAGACAGCCACUCAGACCUGCUUCAUUGCUAUUGAAUCCCUGUUUGAGGCGUUUGAUGUUUUCCCCGAGUUCCCGUCUCUGGAGUAUAUGAUCUGGCGCUCCCUGGCAGUGAAAAUCAGCACCAGCACUUUCAUGGAGCACAUUAUCUAUCAGGGCUGGAGUUACCACAGGAUUUGUUCUCAUCUGGCCCGGGCCUAUCUGGUAGACGUGGAGGUGAACAGGAAGUUUGACGUGUACGACGGCACCAUGGAGGACGUGGUGGUGAUCUAUGGGAGUUGUGAUGACCUCGCGUCCCAGUGCUCCUACAACGCCCCAGCUCUCAUCAGCAGGACUACUCACCAGGUACUGGGCACAGCAAACACCACCAAACUGUUGAUUGUGCCAAGUGAGCAUUCUGAAAUGAAGCAGACCGUCUCAGAGCUUCCAAGACAGGACAGUGUUCCCUGUCUGAGACAUGCAGCUCAUAGGAGAGCAUCUAGAGAUGAUCGAUCAGGGCUGCUGAGAACAGUAAGCGUGACGUCUAAGGAGGGUUCUUCAAAGAGAAGUUGUUCAUCACUUGACAAGCCCACGUGAUGAUAGGGUAUGACUGUGCAACUGUUGGCCAUACAGGCCCAGACACAACCUGCCAGGCAACCUGAAUCUGUAAAACUCAUAUAAGCAAAUAUUUUCAAAUGUAUCAUACUGAUUUAAUAUUAAACAUAUUUAUUUCA
Messenger RNA from Oncorhynchus keta (chum salmon), 3966 nucleotides. RefSeq names its product sodium/hydrogen exchanger 10-like. Lineage: Eukaryota; Metazoa; Chordata; Actinopteri; Salmoniformes; Salmonidae. Gene Ontology annotation, biological process: proton transmembrane transport. The record is from RefSeq and is a predicted model, not a curated record. Bases 296 to 3829 code for a protein of 1177 amino acids. Gene Ontology annotation, cellular component: membrane. Gene Ontology annotation, molecular function: sodium:proton antiporter activity; monoatomic ion channel activity. The transcript has 29 exons.